Dibothriocephalus latus is the source of this 333-nucleotide messenger RNA. NCBI's taxonomy places the organism in Eukaryota, Metazoa, Platyhelminthes, Cestoda, Diphyllobothriidea, Diphyllobothriidae. The record is from the annotation of a GenBank genome assembly.
AUGCUUCACUUGCCUCUCAACCUGCAGAUCAAAGACUCCUGCUUCUGGGGUCGGGAAUACGUGCUCAGUGGUUCCGAGUGUGGCAAUGUACUAGUUUGGCGCCGCAGUGAUGCUCAGCCAGUCUGCGCAAUCAAGGCGGACGAAGUUGUGGUAAAUCGUCUGCAGCCGCAUCCGUUUCUCCCUUAUCUCGCCGUCAGUGGAGUGGAUCAUACUAUCAAACUCAUCGAACCCUCGCCGAUUCCCGAGGACCAAGAUGACGAAAGUCACUUUGAGAAGAUCGAGAAGCGGAAAAACGCCGCCCGCGAGGUACUUUGUUCUGUUCUGUUGACUUAA